Molecule: messenger RNA, 1809 nt
Organism: Triticum dicoccoides
Lineage: Eukaryota; Viridiplantae; Streptophyta; Magnoliopsida; Poales; Poaceae
Gene: MGT4
Product: magnesium transporter 4
Exons: 6
Coding region: 1-1356 (451 amino acids)
Biological process (GO): magnesium ion transport
Molecular function (GO): magnesium ion transmembrane transporter activity
Source: RefSeq, a predicted model, not a curated record
AUGAGGCCCACAGCGACGGGGCCGGGCGGCGGCGUGGUGAGGCGGAAGGCGGGGGCGGCCGCCGCCGCGGCGGCGGCGAGCCGGGAGUGGCUGGUGGUGCCGGCGUCGGGGCGGGCGCGGGUGGAGGAGGCCGGGAAGCACGCGGUGAUGGCGCGUACGGGGCUGCCGGCGCGGGACCUGAGGGUGCUCGACCCGCUGCUGUCCUACCCGUCCACGAUCCUCGGCCGCGAGCGCGCCAUCGUCGUCAACCUCGAGCGCGUCAAGGCCGUCAUCACCGCCGCCGAGGUGCUGCUCCCCAACUCCAAGGACCCCGACUUCGCGCGCUUCGUCCGCGACCUCCAGGCCCGCGUGCUCGCUUACUCCGCGGACCAGGCUGCAGAGUUUACUGAUAUGGAUGGUGAAUCAUCUGCAAUUGCUUCACCAUUUCCUGCUCCUAGUUCAUCUAAAGGACAUGAACUGGAGAUGGCUAAGAGGACUCCUAAUGCGGUGGGUGAAAUGACUCACAGCAGCAGUGUGCCCACAUUGACUGCUAUGAAAGAUGGAAGCACCAAGGUUUUACCCUUUGAAUUCCGUGCGCUUGAAGUGUGUCUCGAGUCAGCUUGUAGAUCUCUGGAAGAGGAGACUGUGACUCUGGAGAAAGAGGCAUAUCCAGCAUUGGAUGAGCUAACUUCAAAGAUCAGUACCCUGAAUCUUGAGCGAGUUAGGCAAAUUAAGAGCCGGCUGGUGGCAAUCUCUGGACGCGUGCAGAAGGUGAGGGAUGAGCUUGAGCAUCUAUUGGACGAUGAAAUGGAUAUGGCCGAAAUGUACUUGACAGAAAAACUUGCUCGAGAAGAUAUCAGUGAGACUUCAUCUAGAGUUGAGGUUGAUGAUCAUGAUCAUGAUCAUGACCCAUCUCAGUUGGAGGAGGAUAUGGAUGAGGAUUAUCGAAGCGAGCCAGCUGGAACUGCAAGCAAUGGCAGCUCUAUUGGUUAUAAGCCCAACAUUGAAGAACUGGAGAUGCUUUUAGAGGCCUACUUUGUGCAAAUUGACGGUACACUAAAUAAGCUUUCGCAUCUGAGGGAGUAUGUUGAUGACACCGAGGAUUACAUCAACAUAAUGUUGGACGACAAGCAGAAUCAGCUUCUACAGAUGGGGGUCAUGCUCUCGACCGCGACGGUUGUCAUUACUGCCGGAGUGGCUGUCGUUGGUCUUUUCGGGAUGAACAUUGGCAUCUCUCUUUACAAUCCCGUAGGCGAGGAGCAGACGCGAGCAGCACAUGUUAAGUUUUGGGAAACCACUUUCGGCACCAUUGCUGGGUGCACGAUCCUGUAUGUAAUAGCCAUGGGCUGGGGGAAGAGAAGCGGGCUAUUGCAAUGAGGGCGCACCCAAUCCUGUCAACAACUCCUCCCUCAGAAGGCUUUGCUGGAGAACCCCUAAAAGAGGGCCGCGUGCGCCUGAAUUAUAUUGGUACCUGAAAAUGCAUACCUGUAACCUAUCCCUUGAAAGCGUUGGAACGGAGGGAAGGAAGUUUUCUUGAUGUAAGAAAAUGGGUAGUUGGAAGAGAAGGAAAUCGUUGCAUAAAGCGUCGGCACAAUGCUGUCAUGCCAACUCAGAGUUUGCUAUUGCACCUGGGAGUCGAGCAGUUGCUUAAACCCUCUCGGUGCAAAUUACUCUUGUAAAAGUUUGUCUUGCCAUUGUAUAUGUAAACCUGCUGCUACAAGUGAAUAAUAUCAUUGUAGAAAUGCUGCUACUUCCUGUCUUGGCCAGGGGAGAAUUAUUACCAUGUUGAUAUUGCUGACAGCGUGAGUCCAUAUUGUUUGUUUGUACGAA